Molecule: messenger RNA, 4921 nt
Organism: Hylaeus volcanicus
Lineage: Eukaryota; Metazoa; Arthropoda; Insecta; Hymenoptera; Colletidae
Gene: cnn
Product: centrosomin
Exons: 15
Coding region: 167-4375 (1402 amino acids)
Biological process (GO): negative regulation of centriole replication; centriole replication; establishment of mitotic spindle orientation
Cellular component (GO): microtubule organizing center; perinuclear region of cytoplasm; pericentriolar material
Molecular function (GO): calmodulin binding; gamma-tubulin binding; protein kinase binding
Source: RefSeq, a predicted model, not a curated record
GUUUUCACUGAAAGUACAACUUUUUUUAUUAGUAUUAACGUAUCGAACGUUAUAUAUCGUUGUUGUAGUUUUAUUCGUAAGUUUCGUUUUCGAAGCGUUUCGCGUUUCGCGUUGAAGACUCACUGUUGUUUUGUACGAAUAUUGGAUAGUAUUUUUAAGCGUUUCGAUGAGGAACAAUUGUCGCAAUAUGUUUUUCGCCGGCUACGGAUAUUCCAAUCAUCAACAAAACAGUCCUUCGUCGCCGACCAGGACGAGCGUCUGGGGCACCGUUUACAGUCCAUUUCGUAGCACGACUAUGACCAUGCCGGAUAUCUCGAUGAGCCAGACCCUUCCGUUAACGAAUGGUACAAACGCAAACUUGCCUGGUAAACAGUUCCCACCGGGGGUGAUCGGGACCAGAGACGGGGUGGGUAUCGGCAGAACCAUGAAGGUCUACGAAGACCAGCUAGAGGCCCUCAAGAAGGAGAACUUCAACCUCAAAUUGCGUAUCUACUUCCUCGAGGAACGGAUGGGCAUCACAUCUGCGGACGAGAAUGCGAUAAAGAAGAACAUCGAAUUGAAGGUGGAAAACGAGUCGCUGAGGCAGGAGUUGGUGGAGAAGCAGGAACUUCUCAGCCAAGCGGCCAAGGCUUUCGAGUUGAUCGAAGAACAGAAAAAGGCAUCCUCGAGGAAUCAAGCGCAGUAUCAACAGUCCCUCGAAAAUGAACGGGAGAAGAUCAGGAAGCUCGAGCAAGAAUUAGCCGAAUACCAGGAAAAGGUAACAGAUGCGUCCAUCUACUAUAAGGAAGCCUUCGGCAUCACACCAGAAACGACACUGGAGAACGAGGAAAAAUUGCACCAAAUGGAAGAACUUGUUGCAUCUCUCGAGGCCGAGGUGAAGCAGGUGACGGCCAGCUUGGAAGAGGAGAGGAUCUGGGCGCAGGAGCUCGAGAGCGAGCGGGACGAGUUCAGGGAACGGUUGGAGGCUGAGACGCGUUUCAGAGAAAGCCUGGCGGCGGAGAGGGUGCAAGACAUGGAGGAGUUACGAGAAAAGGUCAAAGAACUGGAGGAACAGCUGCUGAAAAAGGACACGGUCGUUCAGCAGUGCAGGAACGAGCUGCAGGAGAAAGAAAGGGUGAUCAAGGAGAAAAAUGUCCAACUGGAGGAGAAGUGUCGGACGUACGACGAGCUGAACGCUGUCGCGGAGAAAAGAAAGAAACAGGUCGAUCAGUUGAGGGCGUCUAUAAAAACCAGGGACGAUGCCCUCACGGACCUCAACAACAAGCAUCGCGCUUUGCUCUCACAGUUCGAGAACGGUUAUGCGAAACGAUCACCGCCUACCAGCCCGACGUCGAUGAAUCUAAUCGAGGACCCCUUCCAGUCGCGAAUGGGACAGAAAGCAACCUGCGGCCAAGGAACGACGAAGAGAGGAAGCGCGUGUCUCGAUAGCGAACCGAACAGAGAAAGGUCGCCGAGAUUAAAGGACCCGUUGCAAGCACUCGGGGAAGUCAAAGACGCGAGAGGUCUGAUCAAGGAAAUCGAAGACAAAGACAACGAGUUGAAGCGCCAAGAAGAAGCAAGGAAGCAGCUAGUGCUGAAGCUGUGCAAUAUGCAAAAGCACGUAGAGGUCACGGAUCAGAAGCUGAUAAAACUGAAGAACGACCACGAGAAGGCGAUCAAAACUAUCCAAGGGUUCAUGCAAAAGCAGCGGAAAUUGGAGAGCACGCAACUGAGAAAGGAGCAGAAGAUCAUGGAGCUGGAGAUCGAACUGAACAGGUUAAGGGAGAACGAGGAUGCGAAGAUCGGAAGGGACAGGCACAACCAGUACGUUCUAAGGGACUUCAGCACCGACAUGACGGACGACCCCGAGCGUGAUCCCAGCAAUCAGCGACGAUUCGACGAAAUGGAAGCCAAAAUUAACGACCUACGAGACCAAGUAGAGACCAUCAAGGCUGAGAAGAGUCGCUUGGAGAAGCAGAUAGAAGUUAAAUCGGAGGAACUGCAAGGCCGCCUGCAGGACAAGGAACAGAAGAUCGAAGUCUUAGAGAUCGAGAAGCAAACGAUGAUGGAGCAGCUACAGGACAAAGCCACCGAACUCGAGAAACUGAAAGAGUCGACGAGAAACGAUCCCGAGGCUCCGGCUGAACGAGAAGAUCUUCUCCGCGAGCUCGAGCUGCGAAACGGUGAAAUCGAGGAGAAGAAUCGAAAGAUUGAGCAACUAACGAAGGAGCUCCAGGUGAAGACCCAGAAUCUGCAGCAGCUGGUGAACACGGAACUCUGGAGCAAGAACAAGGAGAUAGCCAAGCUCCACAACCACAUGACCGCCAGCCACGGUCACGAAAGAAGUCGGAACAAGUCCGAUGUCGUCCAGGACAGCGCCGGUCAGCUGACCACCUUGAUCAAAGAGUUGAACGACAUAGGUAUCAAGGUGACCUUCACCAACGAGGUGAUCCAACUGAACUAUAUCGAUGGAAACAAGCCCAUAGAUGUGAAAACGAUGACGGACUAUGUACAGAGGUUGGUGAGCCAGAAGAACGAGCUGGAGAAGGAGGUCGACUACCUGAAGUGGUUGAAACUGGUGUCGAUGCCAGACAUCGCCACCGAGAUGGACGGAUACGGCGACAAUCAAACGGAGAGAGCGAACAAGUACUGCGAAUUGCUGCGAACCCAUCUCAAGGACCUGAUGAAGUUCAUGAAGGAGAUGCUGAAGAACGUAGACCGCGCCGACACGAUCGGCAACGAGCACAAGAGGAUCGUGCUCGAUGUUCUCAUGAGCUCAAAGAUACUUUCUGACGACUUCGUGAACGCCCUCGAAGGGAUUUCUAUCAACGACGCACCUCCCAACUUGGAUGGAGGGAGCGUCAAGUCAUUCGAGAACUCUACCAAGAAGAGUCGAUCGGAGAGUCUGGUUAGCACCAUGAAACAUCAAGCAUCCACCCAGUCGGACUCAGAGGCGUUCUCAGAGCCAGAUAGGACAGUCUCCAUGGCCAGAAUUGGCUUGCAAGAGACCCAACAGAGGUCCUUGAACAGAUCCAGGUUCUCAAAGUACACGAAGACGUUCAGCGACUCCGAGGACUCUCUGGAAUACGUGCCUUAUCAUAAAACUUAUCAGAACGAUCUGAACGAAACCGAGGCUAGCUACCACAUAAAGGAACUGAAAGAAACUAACGCUCUGCUGUACACGGAGCUUAGUGCCCUUAGGAAUGAACUGAGCAGCAAGGUUUCCUUCGAUUGUACAUUCGAUGAAAGAAUACUGCCCUUGAUCACUAAACUGGAGAAAUCGCAAAAGUUCUGUGAAAAAUUGCAAUCGUCUCUCGAGAGAAGAGUACACGAAGUUCACGCAUUGAAGAAGGAGAGCAAGCAGAACAACGCUCGCAGAACGCAAUUAGAAAAGAAGCUGGUCGACCUGGAGGGAAUGGCGGUCGAAAUGAACAAACAGAAAGCAGAGUUGAUGCAGUACAAAGAAAACGCUGAUAAGAAGACUGCGGAGAUGCUCGUAACGCUCAACAGAGAAAACGACACGUUGAGGACGCGAAUCAAGAAACUGGAAGUCGAAAACGAAAGUGCCAAAGCAAGUAUAUUAACAUUAACGAAGGAGCUCGACCACCUAACUCUCACGCACAGUCAAAUUCUGGUGGAGAACACGAAGCUAACAAACGACAAACUACGUUUGGAGCAAGAGGUCAGGAAAGCUGAGAACAGAUGCGACUUGACCGUUCGUAGUAUGCAUGAUAAAUUUAACAAGGAGAUCUCGGACCUGAAUCAAAUCAACGAGUCGCACAGGUCAAGGUUGCAGGAACUGGAGGUCGCGAACAAGGAACUCCGAAGGCACAUGGCAAUGUGCGAUGCGAGCGAUUCAGCGCCAAGUUCUAGCGGGGUAUCUUCGCUACCAGCGGACGCGAUACUCAAACAAACUUGCGAGGACAUCAUGCAAGAGUAUCAGUCGUACAAUAAUUCGCAAUAUUGGCUACCAGUAAACUACCCAACGCUGGGUGGACGCAGUAAAUCCAGUUGUUCGCCGGAUUUAGGGAUCGAAAGCGACGCCGCAGUGUCAACCAUGAGACCUUUGAAGGACACAUUGAAAAUUACAGAGUCGAUGACUAAUCUGUUGAGCGACGAAGAUAACGGCAAUAGCAACAGGCCAAUUCGAGACAUGGACAACGAUAGUCCGUUGCCGAUAGAAGGUCUAGAUGAGGUGGAAGCAUUGAAGCAAGAAAACGAAACGCUGAAAAGACGGCUGAUGAAAACGAGAAGGGCAUUGGAGGAUACUUUCCAGCAUCUCUCCACGUCGAAUAAAAAUAAGAAGAACGUCGAGAAGGCUAUAUCGAAGCAGCUGCAAAUUACAAAGAGUAUUCUCAAGAAAACAAGGACAUACGAAGAGCCAUUAGACAAUUGACAGAGAUGGGGGGAUUAAUGCGACCGAAAGAAAAGAAUCGUACGCAGAGAAAAGGAAAGAGACUGUGAAGUUUUGCGUAUUUUAAAAAUUAACGUCCAAUGUUUACGUUUUAUAGUGUGCGACUAUAAUUCUCGAGCAUUCGUUAUCGAACGAAUCGUAAUUGUACCGAUCAACGAUCGAUCCGCGCUUGUUAUAUCUUGUAAAAACUACGAGAAAGUAUUUUGAUACAUUUGCGAGUCGUUAAAAAGGUAUUAACGCGAGUUCUAAAACGUCGAGAGCGCGCUUCGUGAACUGGAACCGAAUUGUACAUUAUGAAUUUUGUAUAUAAUCGUGUAAGCGUGUACUCGAGCUCUUUUGUAGAUUGUUUCUUCUCUCCGCAAAGUUUACGUGAACCAUAUCAUCGAAAAACUGUCCGUUUGUCGAAUGUUUUUUUUUUUGUCACGACAGAAAUUCGCCCGCGUGUACAUACAAACACCAAUGUAUCAUUACACAGCAUUUGUACAUAGUCCUCGCAAAUAAAGUGCCAUUGAUAUUUGAAGAAAAGAA